AAUUUCUUAAUACUCGUGCAAAAUUGAAACUGAAGCUAUACGGUAGUCAAAAGUCGAAUCAAAUUGGGCCUAAUUUUUUUUAUGACCAACAACUUAUGUAGUGUGGGCCAGUCUUUUGAUAGUCACUUCAUUUUGGGCUUUUAUUGUCAGCCCAAUUAGAAGUUAUCGAUAUUGAAUUAAUUACAAUCCAUGCGGCCCGAAUUUAUUUUCCGGGUGGGCGUGUGGCCCGAUAUCACGAACAGAGGCCCGAAAUCGAAUUCCUAAGAAAGAACAUUAAUUUUAUCAUUUUAUUAAAAAAAAAAAAAAAAAUUAACGAACAACAAAACAGUUCGUUGAAAUUUUGUCAAAUCCAAUCUCAAAUACCAUGUCCACUUCCGCGAUCGAAGAGCUGAAAGAAAUCACGAAGCAUCCAUCGCUCACGCGCCACGCCAUGGCUACAGAUAUUGGCACCUUGGAGAAAAGAUAUUUCGAUGCUUGCAAGAGGCAAGGAAUUCCACCAAAUAAGACAAUUGUGGCUGCAUUAUUCAAGGCUAAGAUCAAGAAAGCCCGUAGGGAGAUAUCUUCAUUUAUAAUUACAAUGGAUGGCUUGAAAGACGUUGAUUUCUGCCCACUUCUCGAUCUGUUAAAGGAAGUCGAUGCUUCGGAGAUUGAUGCAGUUGACAUGAUAAACAGAUCUGAAUGUGUACUGAGUGCGGAAUACGUUACACCUUUGCUACACGCCGUCAGCAAAAAGCUUCGAGUUGUUGAUAUCUGUGACAUCUCACUUGGGAAGGAUUUCUUGCUGGAUCUUGCUCAACGAGGUUUAUCAUGCCAAGUCCUGAAUCUGAAGUCAUCCCAUUUCCGGAAACUCGGGAUGGUCGGAAAAUUCAUGAACAUGCAUACACUCAACUUGGAUUUCAGUGCUUCACUCACUACUUUCCGUGAAGAUUGUUUUUCCUGUAUGCCAAAUUUAAGAUCCCUUUCACUGUGCGAAACAAAAAUCACAAACAUGUGGACAACUAGUGCAGCAUUAGCCAAGCUCCCUUUGCUCGACGAACUUCGGUUCCAAAAUUGCAUACAUUGUAGUGAUUCGAACUCUCCUACUGUAAAAUCGGGAAACGAAGGACAAUGUUCAGGUCGUAUUGCCCUCGGUAUUCACAUGGACUUACCGUCUCCAGGUGAUGAAGUUUUUCCACAUUUGGAGCUAAAUAUGGACGAUGAAGAUAUGAACGAUUAUGAUAUAGGUCAAGAUGUGAGAAGUCAAAAUGAAGAUUCUUCGGAUAACAGCGAGGUUGACUUUUCGUGUCAUGAUCAUGAAUUUGGCUUGACGGAACUGUUGUCUGAAAUACCACUUGCUUGGGUUGAGCUGGCGGAUUUGCAGAACGAGCAGAUCUCUUCUGGCAUAUUGGACAUGCAAGACGAAUACCCAUUCUGUAAUGAAUCAGUCAAUUUAACCACCCCAACUCCUACCGCCACAAAGAAGUACAUUUCUCGACAUCCAUCUCUCAUAUGCUACGAAAAAAAUUACCGAGAGUACAUGAUAGCUUCCUUACCAAACCUCAAAGUUCUCGACAAUUUGCCGAUCGGAAAAAUCGACAGGGAAAUAGCCAAUGAUGUCUUCACACGUCAUUUCGAACGUCUCCCAUACAACAGGCUUGAUAAAGAAAGCCUGGUCACUAUUUUGCAGAAACGUGAGAUCAGAGCAAACCUUUCAAGCAGGAAAAAGUUUUCGACUCUAUCAAGAAAAUCUCAGUACUUCUAUUCGAGGUCAUUAUCUGCUGCCAAAAUGGGAUCUUGUGCAUGGCCCGAGUUACAUCCGCUUCCUAUGAGGGGCAGUGUAGCGAGAGAUGAAAGAAGAAACUUUCGUCCGAGACAGUUUGAGUACCAUCCAUCGGAUUCGAGCCUUAUGGUUUUCGGUACUUUAGAUGGCGAAGUGGUCGUCAUGAACCACGAGAGUGAGAACAUCGUUAGUUACAUUCCUUCACUUGGAGCUAUGAAUAGUGUCCUGGGAUUAUGCUGGCUUAAGAAAUAUCCUUCUAAGCUCAUUGCUGGUUCAGAUAAUGGUUCGCUUCGGUUGUACGACAUACAGCACAUGCCCACCGCAAGUAGAGGCGUGUACAACAGCUGCGGUUCGGUCAACUUCGACGAGUUUGACCAGUUGACUUCUGUUCAUGUCAACUCCACAGACGAACUGUUCGUUGCGAGCGGAUACUCGAAAGACGUCGCAUUAUACGAUAUCAGCAGUGGGAGACGUUUGCAAGUUUUUGCCGAUAUGCAUCGAGCGCAUAUUAACGUGGUCAAGUUUGCGAACCACUCCCCGUCUCUCUUCGCCACGUCAUCAUUUGACCGCGAUGUUAAGAUGUGGGAUAUAAGACAAAAGCCAACCCAACCUUGUUAUACUGCCUCGAGCACCCGAGGAAAUGUGAUGGUCUGCUUUUCCCCAGACGAUCAUUAUCUUCUUGUUUCGGCUGUUGACAAUGAGGUAAAACAGCUGCUUGCUGUUGAUGGGAGGCUCCAUAUGGAUUUUGGUAUAGCUUCAACUGGAAGUUCUCAGAACUAUACUCGAUCUUAUUACAUGAGCGGAAGAGAUUAUGUAAUAAGCGGAAGUUGCGACGAACACGUAGUAAGGAUUUGUUGUGCUAAUACAGGGAGGCGGCUCAAAGAUGUCUCGUUGCAGGGUAAAGGAGCAGGGGCAUCAAUGUUCGUUCAAUCUUUGAGAGGCGAUCCUUUCAGGGAUUUUAACAUGAGUGUUUUGGCUGCUUAUGUACGACCGAGCUCAAAUUCGGAAAUUCUUAAGAUUAAUCUUGUGGCAUCAAGUGAGCAUGACAAGUCACAUUCUCACAAGCAAAAAUCUCACUCAAUUACUGGAAUGGGAGGUUGACAUUCUUGUAAUAUAUUUAUGUGUGUGUAUAUAUAUUUGUAAUUUUAUUACUAGAUUGUACAUUUUGCAUAUAAUUGAAUUGUAUAUAAUGAAUAUUUCAAAAGUUGGCACGUGUAACGUACAAAUCUCUCUGUGUUCAUCAUCUAACGUGACUGAAAGAAGUAUCUGGACUGGUUGCUUUUGA
Erythranthe guttata (spotted monkey flower) is the source of this 3044-nucleotide messenger RNA. Its product is annotated as transducin family protein / WD-40 repeat family protein. Gene Ontology annotation, biological process: cellular response to UV-B. Lineage: Eukaryota; Viridiplantae; Streptophyta; Magnoliopsida; Lamiales; Phrymaceae. Gene Ontology annotation, cellular component: Cul4-RING E3 ubiquitin ligase complex. The record is from RefSeq and is a predicted model, not a curated record. Gene Ontology annotation, molecular function: protein binding.